Asterias rubens (European starfish) is the source of this 3104-nucleotide messenger RNA. RefSeq lists its product as uncharacterized. The coding region runs from base 396 to 1298 and encodes 300 amino acids. NCBI's taxonomy places the organism in Eukaryota, Metazoa, Echinodermata, Asteroidea, Forcipulatida, Asteriidae. The transcript is spliced from 8 exons. The record is from RefSeq and is a predicted model, not a curated record.
UGCUACACGAAAAGAAACAAGUCCGUCGGCCCGUGUGUAACGUGUGUCCUAUCCUGAUCCUAGUCACAAACCACUGACUGAGUGAUUGUGAUACAUAAUAAUAAGACACAGGUUAACGUUGCGUUUUGUUGAUCCCACAGCGAGCAAGAAUAGAUCCGAGUUUCCUGCUUUUUAACAAUAAUAUUAUAAUAAAUGUAAGUUUUGGUCGCUCUACGUGUCUUCGCAAGUAAACUACACGUUACAUGAUUGGUUUUCGAAAUAACAGCACAGCUUUGAAAACUCCGGAAACAGUAAAAAAUACCAUUCGGUGGUGGUGGUGGUGGUCUGUGCGCGUGUGGGGAGGAAAAAGAUAGUGCCAGGAAAACAGCGACCAGCAGAAAGGUCACAAGAUAAAGAUGUCAGAACAAGGGACUGAGGAUCGUGAGCCUCACGGUGAGGAGCAGCAACCCGCAUCUGGAGAACAAGAUGAAAAACCUGCCACAGAAGAAAACAAUGAAGACAAGCAAAAACAACAAGAAGAGGCUGUCGAUGGUGAAAACACAGACAAGAAAAAUGAAUCAAAUGAAGGUAGAGAGAGGGGGACGGAGAGGGGACAGCCAAAGGGGACCAAAGUAGGAACAGUGAACUCAACAGCAGAAGAAUCGAAACAUCAAAAGCAGUUUGUUGCGGAAUUCAACCGGUUAAAGGACAGCCUGGAAAAGGAAGCUACAAAAAUUAUCAAACCGGAAUUCCAACCACACACACCAUAUAUUCACACCAGUCUAGCACCAUAUUACAACACGUACACAGUACAAUACCUUUUGGAUCUGCCGCCUCAUGUCCGACACGGAUACAUCACUCGAAAAACAGCCAUUGGUCUUGUAGAUCCAGAAGUCUCACAUACCAUGGAUGUGAGUCUUGAUUCCGUCCCAGAUUCAGUUGAAAUACCAGUAACCUCAAUGACAGGAGAUCUCUCGCCAAGAAGUCAGGCUGUCAAAAACAGAGAAGGAAGCACCAGACUACCAAAGUGGCCGGUUGUCAAAUUCCAGAAGAGAGAGGACCCUAAUAAGAUGCUCAACUGGAGUGAUGUGCCAAAACUAAGGGAAUCACUCAAGACACAAUACAGCAGCAACGCCCAGGAUAGAAUCAAGAGAGAUUACCAACGCACCCAGCAGGACUGGACCCGCAUGGAGCUUGAGAAACUACGUGAAAUCCAUGAGGUCAAUCGCAGCCAUAUGCGCAUCACAUGCGGAACGUAUCUCGGCACGUCCAAAGGGUCUCGUCAGGCUGUCAAAUCACUCACCAAGGUCCUAGAGUAGCAAGGUCGUCAGGUUUUUCAACUGUUUUUUUAACUUUUAAUUUUCAAGCAUCAAAGUCCUCAUUACUUCAAUGGCAAGGGUUAGUUUUGGUUGAACAAAAACACUCAAUGAUGUUUUUUUUUUUGCUGAUGGCACAAAACCUGCUCUGCGAAUAUAAGGGUUUGUCACAGAAGGCAAUUUAUACAAACAUCUUGAACACACUUAGUCUUGGCCAAAUAUGCCAAUGGUAAGCAGUUGAUUGUGUAAGUACCUGUAAGUAACCUGUAACACCGUGCUUUCACAUGGCAUGACUUAAUUCUUUCAUUUGCCGACCGGUCACUACCGACUAGUUCAAGUCCCUUCACAAAAAUAGUUGUAAAACAAUAAAUACAUUUUUCAGAAAAGGAAAGAGAUCUCUGAAAUGUGCAAUGGUGACCUGUUUUUUGGGAGUCUCCAUUUAAAAAAAAAUGUUUACCUUUAAUAUAAAUUAUACUGACCCAGAAAUUAUUAUGUGACCCAGGGUAACUUUUGUUAGUCACACAACCAUUUAUGUGAAUUUAUUCAUGUGAUCUUGCGCUGGUUUGUUCACUAAAAAAGGCUGGGGACAAAAGCUACCCCAAUGCUGCAGGAUUUCCAAGAUGUUAGUGAGAGCUUGGAAGUUGGUUAAGUCAUAAAAAAAAAACAAGAGUUACUACGAUCACUUACAAUCCACUUUCUAUCAAUGACAUCUUGGCCAAGACUAAACUCUACUGUAUUCAAAACACAUAGACAUCUGUUCUUAUUUUCUUUUACUUCUGUUAUUUAGUUAAUGUGAGCCCUUCAACAAAAAUUCCAGGCACAGUUCCUGUUAAAAUAUAUAUUCUUCUCUUGUAGAUAACAAAACAUCUUCAGCUGUCUAAAGGCGUAGAGCUUGUUUUUGAAUGGGUGCAAGUUUUUAUUAACGGUUUCGCGCAAUAAAAGGUUGCAUAUAAACAAAACAUUCCGAUUUUUACACAGUUUUAUUUUUUACUACAAACAAAUUGUUGAACGCAUUCCAUUUUGUAUAUUAUGUGCUUGCCAUAGUUAAAAACUGUACUGUGUGUGUUGACUUUUAAAAAAAACAAGAUUAUUUUGUGUGUUUUUUUUUUAAGUUUCUACCCCACCUCUAAAAUGGAAUGGAAAAGGAUCGAUGUAGCUUGUUGUUUUAAACUUCAGUUGCAUUCAUUAAAAUUGUAAAUAAGCAAUAAAUGAUGUAUAUAAAAUAAUUAAGUACUGCACCAAAAAUUUAGUGUUGUUUGCCUUUACCAGCGUAAAAGGUAUGGGAUGUUUUAUUAUUGUGAAAAUUUAUACCAUACAUAAAAGAAAGGACAGACUUUUCACUUUCCAUUCAUAAUUCAAGAAGUAAAUUUAGGUCUGGAAUUUUAAACUUUGAGAGGGCAAUUAGGCCAUUUUCAUAUUAAAAAGGGCACUUCCAUUCAAAUCAUUGUUCAUGUAUACUUAUUGUUUAGUAGAAAAGUAUUAUUUUUUUGUUAGCCAUUCAUUCAUGGCUUGAAAAAAAAUGUGGCAUCAUGUUAUUUUAAAUUAAUUAAAUAAGUAAUUUAAACGGUGGAAUUCAUGUUUUGUGGAGAAUAACACAUUAACAAAGUAAAGUACACUUUAUAUUUUAUUUUGGUCAAUUAAUUUUGAAUACAUUUCUGCUGCCAAUAUUUCAGGCUCUUUAAUCACAAAUUUCUAUAAUUUUCUCAACGCAGAAAAUACAAAAAAAAUAUAGACUUAAGUGGUAAGACAACCAUGCAUGUUUAUAACGGUGCUCUUAAAAAACGAGAGUUGGUUAUGAGUUUUUACUGA